GCUGUCUCCUUCCGAACUCGACGCGUUGACCCACUCGUCCGAGAUGAAAGUCGCCUGACGGAAAAGGAGGCGGAGGGAGAGAGGCGGGAGGGACAGGGGGAGGGGGAGGAGAGCGAGAGAGAAGGAGAAGAAGAGGAUCCGUUGUGUCAGAGUACGGAAGAUGAGGUCGGGAAGAUGUUGAGGUCGACGCUGAAUGACCUGGAGACAGCUCUGGAGGUAAGAGAGAGUCGCCAGGUGAGUGAGAGGCAGGAGGCCCAGCUGGUCAGGGAGAGAGGGAGGAGCAGAGAGCUCCAGAGGCAACUGGAGGAAGUGAGGGAGAGCAAAGAGGAGACCAUUUCUCAACUCACCUCUCAGGUACUGGAGAUGAAGAAGAGUGUUCGCGGAAACAAGGAACGCAGCAGCUCUACUGCAGCUGGUGGCGACUCUGAGGAGGGAUUGGACACAAUGACGUUCUGUUUCCUGCGACAGGCAGUCUAUCAUUUCCUGGCAGACAUCCACCCAGAGGAUCACCUUCGCUCCAUCAGCUCCAUACUCAAGUUCACCCCACAAGAGAGAAAAAUUGUCUACUCUCAAUUUGGAGAACGAAAAUAAUAGCACUGGAAAAUAUUUUAUAUUAUGAGGCUAAAAAAUGUACAAAAAUAAGAUAAGAUGCAGGUGAUGGGGUUAAACUAAAGAGAGGGACGCUGUUUUUUGGUGGGGGACACGCCCUCGUUGAAACGAGCGUCAGAGCUGGUCCAGAAAGGGUUACUGGUUUCCUCGACGGUGACCUUUUCGACCUCUACCCACAGGCCACACCCACUAGACUUGGAAAUGGCAUCGAGCACGUUUCUAACGUAUAGUCCGUCUUCGAAAUUAGCCGAAACGAGAACUCUUUGAAGACUGUCUCUCCGAGGGGUGUGCCUGUGAUUAGCUUGCUCGAAAUCUUCCUUCAGGGCUCCAAACAGCUCCCUACACCCAACCAGGUAGGGCUGGUAGAAAUCGGGACAGUGUUUGGAAUCCAGGACGUCCUGCGGUACAUCCAGCUUGUCCUGUUUGUGGAUCAGGAUUUCUCUGCCGGGUCCCGAAUCCGUUUUAA
Molecule: messenger RNA, 1075 nt
Organism: Geodia barretti
Lineage: Eukaryota; Metazoa; Porifera; Demospongiae; Tetractinellida; Geodiidae
Source: the annotation of a GenBank genome assembly